Messenger RNA from Silurus meridionalis, 2146 nucleotides. It is a transcript of the gene hdac1, whose product is annotated as histone deacetylase 1. NCBI's taxonomy places the organism in Eukaryota, Metazoa, Chordata, Actinopteri, Siluriformes, Siluridae. The coding region runs from base 84 to 1526 and encodes 480 amino acids. The record is from RefSeq and is a predicted model, not a curated record. Gene Ontology annotation, molecular function: histone deacetylase activity. The transcript has 14 exons.
GAUGAUUGGUGCAAGAGGGUCGGAGUCAGGUUGUAGUUGAAGCGAGCGGCAGGCUUCAGCCUCAGACUGUAACUGGAGCUAAAAUGGCGCUGACUUCCCAAGGAACAAAGAAGAAAGUUUGCUAUUAUUAUGACGGUGAUGUUGGGAAUUAUUACUAUGGCCAGGGUCAUCCCAUGAAGCCUCACCGCAUCCGCAUGACCCACAACCUCCUCCUCAACUAUGGGCUCUAUAGGAAGAUGGAGAUCUACAGGCCUCAUAAAGCCAACGCUGAAGAGAUGACCAAAUAUCACAGCGACGACUACAUCAAGUUCCUCCGCUCCAUCCGCCCAGACAACAUGUCCGAGUACAGCAAGCAAAUGCAGAGAUUUAAUGUGGGUGAAGACUGUCCCGUGUUUGACGGCCUGUUUGAGUUCUGUCAGCUUUCAACUGGCGGCUCUGUGGCCGGUGCCGUAAAACUAAACAAGCAGCAGACAGACAUCGCCAUUAACUGGGCAGGCGGCCUUCAUCAUGCCAAGAAGUCGGAGGCAUCUGGUUUCUGCUACGUCAAUGACAUCGUGCUGGCCAUCCUGGAACUGCUCAAGUACCAUCAAAGAGUUCUGUACAUUGACAUCGACAUCCAUCAUGGUGAUGGAGUAGAGGAGGCCUUCUACACCACGGACCGUGUCAUGACCGUGUCUUUCCAUAAGUAUGGAGAGUACUUUCCUGGCACUGGUGACCUCAGAGAUAUCGGUGCUGGAAAGGGCAAAUAUUAUGCUGUGAACUACCCACUCAGGGAUGGGAUUGAUGACGAGUCUUACGAAGCCAUAUUCAAACCCAUCAUGGCCAAAGUGAUGGAGAUGUACCAGCCGAGCGCUGUAGUGCUACAGUGUGGUGCCGACUCUCUGUCGGGGGACAGGCUGGGGUGCUUCAACCUCACCAUCAAAGGUCAUGCGAAGUGUGUCGAGUACAUGAAGAGUUUUAAUCUGCCCUUGCUCAUGCUGGGUGGCGGAGGCUACACCAUCAGGAACGUGGCUCGUUGCUGGACCUACGAGACAGCUGUUGCCCUGGACAGCACUAUUCCUAAUGAGCUUCCAUAUAACGAUUACUUUGAGUAUUUCGGGCCUGACUUCAAGCUCCACAUCAGUCCCUCCAACAUGACCAACCAGAACACAAACGACUACCUAGAAAAGAUCAAGCAGCGUCUUUUUGAGAAUCUGCGCAUGUUGCCCCACGCUCCCGGCGUGCAGAUGCAGGCGAUCCCAGAGGACGCUGUGCAGGAGGACAGCGGGGACGAGGAGGAUGACCCAGACAAACGCAUCCCCAUCCGUGCCCACGAUAAACGGAUAGCCUGCGACGAAGAGUUCUCCGAUUCCGAGGAUGAAGGACAAGGCGGCCGCAGAAACGCAGCCAACUACAAGAAGGCCAAGAGAGUGAAGACCGAGGAGGAAAAAGAUGGAGAAGAGAAGAAAGACGUGAAGGAGGAGGAGAAAACCCCAGAAGAGAAAAUGGAUACAAAAGGGCCAAAAGAAGAGCUGAAAACAACCUGAGCACCCGAGUCCAAAGGGAUGCAUGAAUUUGACUUGUCCCAUACUCACAUGAUGUUAGCCUUCAAGCUAAAAGACUGUAAAUUAUUUUCUAAGACUCCUUUUACUAUUUGUAUUCUUAAUGGGCGGUAUAAAGUUUUUUUUUUUUUUUGCAUUACACGUGAAAUGUAAGCUGUAUCCUUUCCUUAUUACACCCCUCCUUUUUUUUUUUCUUUUUGCAUUGAUUCUUACAACUGUUUUUUUUUUUUUUGUUUUUUUGUUUUUUUUAAGUUGAAAUAGUAGCACCUCAAACAGGACCAGAGGCAGUUGAGAUGCUCAGUAGCUCUACUCCACCCAAACAGCUUCACCUCUAAGUUAUUUGGAUUCAUGGACUUCAACACACACACACACACAUCCGAAUAAUGUUUCCCGUAUUAGGUCUUGUCUUUUAGGGAUGCUGCUCCCUGGCCCAGUGUCCUUUACCUCAUUUUAAGAGACAAACUUGUUUGUUUUAAUGACGUGUCUGUGUUUAUGGCUCCAGUGGCCAGAAAUAGCAGUUUUAGGAUUUCUACAGUUCAGUGGUUUUGAAUUGUCCAUACUAUAUGCUUUUUUUUGCUAAGGUAAAUAAAGAGAACAUGGUCUCA